This is a messenger RNA of Diachasmimorpha longicaudata, 2725 nucleotides long. RefSeq names its product N-alpha-acetyltransferase 35, NatC auxiliary subunit (gene Naa35). Gene Ontology annotation, biological process: N-terminal peptidyl-methionine acetylation. The record is from RefSeq and is a predicted model, not a curated record. NCBI's taxonomy places the organism in Eukaryota, Metazoa, Arthropoda, Insecta, Hymenoptera, Braconidae. The transcript is spliced from 5 exons. Gene Ontology annotation, cellular component: NatC complex. Bases 68 to 2260 code for a protein of 730 amino acids.
UCUGCUGGGUAAGUACAUUGAGGUUGAGGGGUGUCUUUAGCCCCUUUUGAUCAGUCUAGUCCAAACAAUGGCGGCCUCGGUGGACGAGCAAAUUUCAGUUGAUAUGAGUGAUGAUAGAGAGCCCCAAUUCGAACCACUUACUUACAACUGGGUAAACAUCACCCACCAAUUUUUCGAUGCCAUAACAGACCUUGAGCUUGGAGAACUCCUGCACGAUGAGUUAUUUGGCCUCUUCGAGGCAAUGUCAGCAAUUGAGAUGAUGGAUCCAAAAAUGGACGCUGGAAUGUUGUGCAAUCGUGGUAGUAAUAAACCCUACACGUUUGCUCAAGCAGUCGAGUCGGGCUCUAUUCGUCUUGACAAUCUAACCCCAUCAGAAGUUAUUGGUAUCAUUGACUCCACUUAUGCCUGCAUAGUGUCAUGGCUGGAGGGUCACAGUCUGGCCCAAACUGUCUUUACCAAUCUCUACUUACAUCAGCCCGGACAAAUUGUUGAUAAACCACUGAAAACCUUUUGUUAUGCUGUUUAUAAAAUUAUUGAGGUUAUCAAGGAUGACAUUAGUAGAGCAAUGGUGUUCGAGGAAGAGGAUUUUCAGAGUGUUACUUAUGGCUACAGACUCCAGCAGGAUAUCACCGAGCAGAAGACAGUGUCAAUGCUCAAGGAGGUCGAGGAGGAGCUGCACAGGAAGAGUAGAAUUAAACCUGUUAAUGUAGAAACUGAGAGAGAGUACAACGAUGGUCUCGCCUUAUAUGCUCGGAUAAGAUUCACAAAGAUGUUCUACCAGACAAUCUCAUUGAUGGGAAGGAAGGAGAACCUCUCACAGAAUCUAACCGAGUGCCAGCGUCUUCUCUCCAACUGCUCGGACAUGAUUCAAGUGAUGUUGAAGACAGUGAACAGGGGUAAAAAUUUCGACGAGACAGCCAACCACCCCACGAUAAUGGGAUUCGAUCCAAUGGUCAAUCAGAGACUGCUUCCCCCCACAUUUCCACGCUACACGAAGAUAAAACCACGCGUGGAAGCAUUGGAGUAUAUAGACGAAUUAUUAAACAGGUUGAAGACAGUGACAAAGAUAACUAGUUGCACUGGCUUCCACAGUGCUCUCGAUUUCUUCCUAGAAUUCUCGAGAACAAGUCCCUGCAUUCUGUCAAGAUCAAUGCUACAGAUUGUUUAUUUACCAGUUUGCAAUAGAGUUUUUGGUGUUAAUACGUUUACAGAUUACUUGAGAGAGGCUGCGAGAAAUUUUUCAGCACCACCAGCUCUGUUCUCCAGAAGUACUCUCCUCCAAAAUCAUCAAGCGAGAGAAUGUGUGGAAUUAUUUUUCUACCACUGUACAUCAUUAUUCGGCAGUUUAUUGCAACUGAGCGGGCACAAUAGGGCGAGACAGAGGGACAAGCUGGCACAUUUACUCGAGGAUUUUGCAACACUUCAUGACGAGGCAGAACGUGUUGACCGACAUUUGAAUACCUUAUCACUGAAGAACGACUCAUCACGCUCUCAUUUAGCAUGUUUCGGUACAUGGAUUUUUUAUCAUACACUGAGGGUUAUGGUCAUGUAUCUGCUGAGUGGAUUCGAGUUGGAAUUGUACUCAAUUCAUGAAUACCAUUACAUUUACUGGUAUCUCUACCAAUUUCUCUAUGGCUGGCUGGUCUCUGCCCUGACUCGUGCUGACUCCUUCCUCAUGGAGCAGGAGAUUCACAGUGAGAUGCAAAAAGGAAGGGGUGGCAAGAAGAGUGCCAAGAGUAAAAAGAAAAAAAUGGCACCGAGGCCAUAUAGUCUGGAGAUACUCAUGUGUCAGGUGCUGCAAAAUCUCUGUGGGGGGUACUUCAAGGCACUCGUUGGGUUCAGAAUGGACGGCAAGAUUCACUUUCCAGAGACGCAGUUUGACUCGGAGAGGGUCAGGUAUGAGCAUAGACUAUUGCCUUUCUCUUCGUUGCUCAUACCUCCUGCUGCUGACUAUCAGAAAUUUCUCGAGCUGACGGACUCACAUGUCGACAGAAAAAAUGAAGCUGUCACGAGUGAACUGCAGUAUUCCUCGGCGUGCAGAUACUUUCAUCGUGCUAAGAAUAUGUUAGACUGUGCCCAAACUCUGUGUCAAGAUAAGAAUGCCACAACAGCUAAUGAGAUUGUCGAUCUUCUGAAAAUAACGAAAACGAAUUUCAUUGUGGUGAAACUCCUCGCCGAUGGCCACAAGAGGGACUCCAAAGAACCUCCACUCUUCGAUUUUUCAUGUCAUCAACAUUUUCCAAUAAUUAAACUCGUAUGAAAUUAGGUCAAAUGAAUCACUGACUCCCAAUUCAUUUGAACUUCAGUAGUUAUGGUAUAUUAGAUUGAAAACAAAUCUAGUAAUUUAUUUUUUAUGAGUUGUGAAUGAAUUGACUGAGAGGGAGAGAGUGAUAGAGGGAGAGAGAAUUGUUUUACUAGAAUUUCAGUCCAUUGAUAUUUGUUCUCCAUAAAAAAAAUUUAAGUCCUCGAUUUCAUAAUUUUUUAACAACCUAGCAAAUCGUGUUGAGCGCGAACCAAAAGAUGCAGUUUUAAAUCGAAAAAAAAUUAAAUUACACUAUACUGUGAAAUAGGCAUAUAGAGCCAUAUAAAUAAUGUAAAUCAAUGCCCAGAUCAAACUAUAAAAAACAUUCAAAAUAUUUGUUCAACUUUUUUGUGCGAAGGGAGGGAAAAAAUCGAAACUGUGAAUAAAUAAUACAGCUUAUUAAAAAGUGAAGAAAAAUAAGAA